AUGAUGCAUGAUAUUGGACAAGAUUCGUUUAAUAGGGCACAUGUGUAUGAUAGUUUAUGCAAUGACAAGGAUACACCUUUGUACCCGGGAUGCACAAAUUUUACACGUUUGUUAGCCAAGUUAAAAUUGUUUAAUCUGAAGGCAAUUAACGGGUGGACUGACAAAAGUUUUACCGAAUUGCUUGAAUUGUUGACGCAAAUGCUUCUAGAAGGUAACGUAUUGCCAAGUCGUUAUUACGAGGCAAAGAAAAUAUUUUGUCCGAUGGGUUUGGAGUAUGAAAAGAUACAUGCAAGCCCUAAUGAUUUCAUAUUAUACAGAAAAGAGUAUGUAAACUAUAACCAUUGUCCGAAGUGCAAGGUGUUACGCUACAAAAAGAGACAUGGUGAAUCUAGUGAUGAUGAGGAGAUCAAAAAGGGUCCUCCCGCGAAAGUGGUAUGGUACCUACCGAUAAUUUCAAGGUUCAAGAGAUUAUUCGCUAAUGAAGACGACACAAAGAAUCUUAGAUGGCAUGCAGAAGAAAGAAAAUGUGAUGGACAAAUUUGCCAUGUAGCUGAUUCUUUGCAAUGGAAGAAAAUAGAUUCUUUGUUUCCAAAUUUUGGCAAAGAGUCGAGAAACCUUAUACUUGGAAUUUCUACUGAUGGAAUAAAUCCGUUUGAUAAUCUAAAUACUAACCAUUCUUCUUGGCCUGUUCUUCUGAUGAUUUAUAACCUAUCUCCUAGGCUGUGCAUGAAGCGUAAAUAUGUUAUGUUAUCGAUGAUGAUUUCGGGCCCAAAACAACAAGGAAAUGACAUAGAUGUUUAUAUAAGUCCACUGAUCGAUGAGUUAAAAGUGUUGUGGGAGGAGGGGGUGGAUGUUUUUGAUGCGCAUUCUGGUGAACAGUUCAAUAUACGUGCCAUGUUCUUUUGCACCAUCAACGAUUUUCCGGCAUAUGGAAAUUUGUCUGGGUAUAAAGUUAAAGGGCAUAAAGUGUGUCCUAUAUGUGAAAAAGACACAUGUUACCAUCAGCUUGAAAAAGGAAAGAAGACUGUUUAUCUCGGGCAUCAAAAAUUUCUAAAUCGUUAUCAUCCAAAUCGUAGAUUACAGAAACCUUUCAAUGGGGAACAAGAGCAUGGUGUUGCUCCAAAGCCCUUAACUGGAGAGGGAGUUUAUCAACGGCAACAUGGCAUUACUGCUGUCUCUGGAAAAUACAUGGCUGAUUCAACUGACAAAUCCUCUUCAUCUAGUAAUCCUAAUAAAAAAGAGUUAGAGUUCCAACUUUGA
Messenger RNA from Vicia villosa (hairy vetch), 1260 nucleotides. RefSeq lists its product as uncharacterized. The coding region runs from base 1 to 1260 and encodes 419 amino acids. The transcript has 2 exons. Lineage: Eukaryota; Viridiplantae; Streptophyta; Magnoliopsida; Fabales; Fabaceae. The record is from RefSeq and is a predicted model, not a curated record.